AUGAACCGUUAUGAUAGACAAAUACGCCUUUGGGCUAAUGCUGGGCAGAGCAAUCUUGAAACAGCCCACGUUUGCUUGGUCAAUGCAACUCCGACAGGGACGGAAGCCUUGAAGAAUUUGGUGCUACCCGGAGUUGGCCAGUUCACAAUCGUGGACUCUACAAAGGUGACAUUGAAAUCGUUGGGUGGCAACUUUUUUUUAAGUGAAGCUGAUAUUGGGAAAUCAAGAGCCGAAUCAAUUGCAAAACAUUUAUCGCAUCUUAACCCAGCAGUCCAUGGGCACCAUGAAUUACGUCCAUUGGUAGAGUUGGAUAAUACAUUCUGGUCGCGAUUUACAUGUGUUGUCGUACUGGAUUUAGUCGAAGAUUUUACGGUUCUUCAACAAAUAUUGUGGGAUAAUCUGAUUCCCUUGCUAGUCGUCGAUACCAUCGGGUACUAUGGCGCGCUCCGAAUCAUUGUACCUGAGGUAACAGUCAUCGAGACGCACGAUCCUUCAAAACUUUUGGACUUGAGGCUAGAUAAGCCAUGGCCAGAAUUACAAUCCUAUGUGGAUUCUAUUGACUUAUCUACCUUGAAUGACGUCGAUCAUGCACACGUACCUUACAUUGUGAUCUUCAUAAAAGCGCUCCAAAAGUGGAUACAUGAUAAUGGCACAGCCCCAAAGCUCUAUGCCGAGAAGUUACAAUUUCAAAGCUCAAUCGCUGAUAUGCUGCGGAACUUGGCGACAGAAGGAAAUUUUAGCGAGGCGAAAGAAGGUUAUAUUCGAGCCUUGCACAAGACAGUUAUCCCACCAGAACUUGCUCGGAUACUUGAAAGUGAAAAAGCAGAGGUUUCUAAAGAAUCAUCUAUUUUCUGGAUCUUGGUGGCUUCCUUGAAGCUCUUUAUUUCGGAGGUGGGCUCGCUUCCGUUGCUGGGGGAAUUCCCUGAUAUGGUGUCUGACACUAAAUCCUACGUGGCAAUGCAAAAACUUUAUCAUGAAAAAUCUCUUGUCGAUCAGGCUAAGUUCCUCGAAAAGGUCAAAUAUGUGAUGAUCUCGAUUGGUCGUGAUAUCGAUGAUAUCGAUGAUCAAGUCAUUAAGCUGUUUUGUAAGAAUGCUCGCCAGUUAUAUGUUGCAGAAGGCUCGGCGUCUGCUUACUCUCAUGCAUUGAUUGAAAGCUUACUCGAUUCCAAAACCGAGGGUACGAGCAGAAACAUGAACUUACUAGCGAUAUACUUUGGUAUGCUCGCUUUAAAGAAUGUUGAGGAAUCGCAGGUCGAUUUCAAAACAGUGACGAACGAGUUCAAGAAAAUAAUCCAGAAACAAGACUUACCGCAACUGAUUACUGAUACCAUAGCAGAAUUGGUGGCUCACUCAACAAGAGAUUAUCACAACAUGUGUGCUUUCAUGGGUGGUGUUGUGUCACAAGAGAUUUUGAAAUUGGCUACAAUGCAAUAUGUGCCAGUUGAUAAUUUGUUUAUUUAUGAUGGUGUGCGCCUGUUGGGGGCGUCAUGGCGGACGUAG
Diutina rugosa is the source of this 1500-nucleotide messenger RNA. RefSeq lists its product as uncharacterized. The transcript has a single exon. The record is from RefSeq and is a predicted model, not a curated record. Gene Ontology annotation, molecular function: NEDD8 activating enzyme activity. NCBI's taxonomy places the organism in Eukaryota, Fungi, Ascomycota, Pichiomycetes, Serinales, Debaryomycetaceae. The coding region runs from base 1 to 1500 and encodes 499 amino acids. Gene Ontology annotation, cellular component: cytoplasm. Gene Ontology annotation, biological process: protein neddylation.